Molecule: messenger RNA, 1263 nt
Organism: Haliaeetus leucocephalus (bald eagle)
Lineage: Eukaryota; Metazoa; Chordata; Aves; Accipitriformes; Accipitridae
Gene: CENPW
Product: centromere protein W
Exons: 5
Coding region: 383-700 (105 amino acids)
Biological process (GO): kinetochore assembly; chromosome segregation; mitotic cell cycle
Cellular component (GO): nucleoplasm; kinetochore
Molecular function (GO): protein heterodimerization activity; DNA binding
Source: RefSeq, a predicted model, not a curated record
GGACGUGUGGUCUCUAAACGUUUUUAUCGCUCGAGAGACGUGGACGCGGUGGGCUGUGCGCGCUGGAGCACGUUGGAGUUGCUGCGGAGUAGUGGGAUGUCGAGUUACUUGCUACUCGUGGUGUUUCUGCAGUGAGCUACAGGCAGAGAGGAGGCAACGUUUGCGGGGAGAGGGACGAUUGGUAGUGUAGCUGUCUGAAAAGGGCGAAGUGGGACCGUCCUCCAAAUCUUGGCCAUUGGUUCCCAUCUCUUCCUUGUCCUGGCACCAGCAUUCUGUGGGCUGCAAAAGACAAUCAGUGAAUUGAAUUGACUGAAACUAAUGAACAACAACAAUCUGAUCUAGUUUAAAAUAUGGCUGUGAAAUACUCAUUCCAACACAAAGGAUGAGGUAUCUCAGCAGGAGGACUUGCAAGUGUGGAAGCUUUUGUUCUGCCUCCCUCUUCUCCCCCCAUGUUGUUUCCAGAAAUCUAACCUCCUUGUUGAUAAGUCUAAUAAUGAGAGUUCUAAUGUUGAACACUAUUUUAGUGUCACUGCUUGAUUCUGUCGGAGGUUAUUUCUGUGUGCAUUUGAACUUCUUACUGUUUCUCCAUCGGCUAGCAGAAGAAGCCAGGACAAAUGCUUUUGAGAACAAAAGUAAAAUAAUUAAAUCUGAACACACUGUAGCUGCAGCAAAGGUUAUUUUAAAGAAAAGCAGAGGCUAGAAAACAGACCACUGGAAUUUCAAAGCAUGUUUUCUGUGUUUUCUUACUAAUGUGAGAUCCUGUGAGCCAGCUUUUGCACUUUUGGAAGUAUUUAGUUUUAUUGAUGUCUGUCUCCUGACUCUGAGUAUCUUGCUGUUUCUUUAAAAAAAAAUAAAUUUAAGAAUCUUAAAAUGUAUAUUUUCAUACACUUCAUGCGUAAUUUAAAAAUGUGUGUCACUUUUCAUUUAAGACUUUUCAUGUACCUUGUUUCUUCCAAAACAAUGGAGGAAUGCCUAUACCGUAGUCACUCUUCAGGUACAAUGUGUCAUUUAUUUUUAGAAGUGUGAAACUAAUCUGAAAGAUGCAGGUUUCACUAAAUCCAUUACAGAUUAUGCAGUUCAAAGCAGAUUUACUAGCUAAACAAAAUUGUGGCUUUAAAACAAUUGCUGUACAAACUAGUGUAUUAAAUAGCUUGGCUUUAAUUUAUUUAUAAGUGUCUUAACAUUUUUUUUACAUUACUUUGAAAAGUAGGCUAAAACUUCUCUGUUCUGGGGAAAGAAUACGUAUUUUGUAUUUCUAAAUCA